This is a messenger RNA of Durusdinium trenchii, 528 nucleotides long. NCBI's taxonomy places the organism in Eukaryota, Dinophyceae, Suessiales, Symbiodiniaceae. The record is from the annotation of a GenBank genome assembly.
AUGGGCAUCUUGGGGCGCUAUGAUGAUGCCACAGAUCAGCUGGUGCCUGCUGCAAGAGGGCGGGUUUGGCGUUACGAUGACUCCUCUGAUUCUCAAGGGGGUUCUCCUUCGGACUCUUCGGGUGAAUCAAAUUCAGAUUCAGAGUCCAGCUCAACUUCCACCUCUGAACAAUCUGGAAGUGGAGAGGUUGCAGUGAAGCUAGGGGCGCUUCAAGUGCUGCAUGCCAAGGGAGAAACAGCUGAUGCAUCUUCCUAUGCUUUGAAUGGGCAGGAUGGUAGCAGGUUGCGGAAGCUUGUCGAGAACCCGGGGUGCUCCUGCGGCUGCACAAUACCGUUCAAGGUCAUUGCCAAAGUAUGUGCUUCGUUUUGGGGUCUUCCCAAAGAGGCACAAGAUGCCUUCCUUUGGUCACUACAGAUUGAAGCAGGUAGGGGUCACAAAAACAAGUUUAGCAUCGAAGGAUAUCCAGUCUGUAGAUCAACCUGGCUGAAAUUUAUGGGCAUCGGCAAACAGCGUUUACAAAGAACCUAG